AUGCUAAAAAGGUUUUAUACUGGUGAUAGUAUUUACAGCAAGAAUUUAGUAGAUUCAAUACAAUUUGCAUUAAGGGCAUUUACAGAAAAAAUAAAAUUGUCUCCAGAUUCAGAUGCUUUAAGAGCAUUAAUACCAGACAUGAAAAUCAAUUUUCUAACAAGAGAUAUUGAGAUUUUAAUAAUAGAACAAGCAAAAGAUAAAAUUGAUGAUGAUAUACCCAAGAACUCAAAUGACAAAUUUAAAGCAUGUAUUGAAAUGGGAAAUACAAAACAUAAAGAACUCAAUGUCAAAGUACAUGAACUAUUUUUAAAUAAACCAGGCUUAUACAUAUUACAAGUCAUAAGACAAUUUUCACUCCCUAACAAAUUUUGUGAUCUUAGUCUUAUGCAUAAUGCAUUAAUAACUUUGGUAAAGAUCAGA
Messenger RNA from Entrophospora candida, 420 nucleotides. The record is from the annotation of a GenBank genome assembly. Lineage: Eukaryota; Fungi; Glomeromycota; Glomeromycetes; Entrophosporales; Entrophosporaceae.